Messenger RNA from Motacilla alba alba, 5747 nucleotides. RefSeq names its product reversion inducing cysteine rich protein with kazal motifs (gene RECK). Gene Ontology annotation, biological process: sprouting angiogenesis; extracellular matrix organization; blood vessel maturation. The record is from RefSeq and is a predicted model, not a curated record. Gene Ontology annotation, molecular function: protein binding; metalloendopeptidase inhibitor activity. Gene Ontology annotation, cellular component: plasma membrane. NCBI's taxonomy places the organism in Eukaryota, Metazoa, Chordata, Aves, Passeriformes, Motacillidae. The transcript is spliced from 20 exons. Bases 2049 to 4730 code for a protein of 893 amino acids.
CUUGAGACAAUGAUGUAGCAACAUUAAGUUUGUAAGUUUGUAAUGAUCCUCUGUCUGGAGGCUAUGUGUGAAUUGUGACAUGUAAUGGUAUCAAAAUGGAACUUGGAAAUUUUAAAGCCAUAGUCCUCUUUCCUUUUGUAGUGAAAAAUGGGUUCUGCUGAAGUUGAGGAGGAAUAGAAAUACCAACCUGAGGCCACAAUUUGGUCAAGAAGUGAUAAGCACAUUGGGAAAUGCGAGGUCUGAAGAUAUUUUACAGAAUUUAUUAAUCUUUUGUAUUUCCAAGUUCUGGGGAGUUCAAACUGAAGAACAAGAUGCUGCUGGUAUUAUUCUUUCUUCCUUCAGGUUCUUGUUUGUCCACUAAGCAUCUCGUUAUGAUAUAUGGCUUUGUGAAUGCUGCAAAAGUCUGCUCGCUUACUUUAUUCAUAAAGCUUUGUUUCGUAACGUUUGUUCUGAAUUCAAGCUUGAAAAGUAUUUUUCCAUAACUUCUGUUUAGUUUGUAGCUGUGGGUAGUAAUUAAUACAGCUUUGUGUGUGUGUGGUUACAUUUAUUCAUAUACAUAAGAAUUCUACAUCAGUAAAACUUACAUCGAUGUAGACACAAUUUUUAUGUUGAAGUUGUGUUCUUAGAUCAUACCUGUCCUCUUUUCUUGUUUUAUUGCUCAUUUUGGGGCUGUUCGAGCAAUAAGCUGGUUAUGGUUAAGUUUAUAUUUAUCUCUGAUUGUACUAGCAAAACUUUCACUUUGAAUUGCACUUUUCUCUCCCUGAUAUAUCUAGAGAAUACAACCAAAUCUUCUUCCAGCUUUCAUAUUGUUAGGCUAAACAAGGAAAAGUCUCACAGUCUCUUUGCAUAAGAUUUCAAUUAAAUAUAUAAAUUAUAUAAAUUAAAUAAAAAAUAAAUAAUAUAAAAAAUACAAAAAAUAAUAUCUCUAUUCCUAUCAUAAUUCUUGCAGCCCUUCCAACAUAAAUUUAUCUCUUUUAAUACAGGUAAGCAAAACUAUAUGUGGCACUAUAAAAAAAAAGUGUGGCACUGAGUCUUAAAAAUUGUGUUCUAACUUUGAUAUAAAAGAUAUCCAUUCCUGUAUAUAAAAAAAAUGGUGAAUUUAGUAGUUGUAUUGAUAUGGCGUUUGGAAUCAUCUGCCCAUUUCUUUCUCGCAUUUCAUUGGUUUGAAGUUUCCAGCUUAUCAUGUGAAUUCCUGUUGGCUCUUCAUGAAAGGCCUCCAGCUUUUUACUGUCAAAUUCCGUCCAAAUUCUGCUAUACUGGUUCUAAUUAUUACAUAGUUUUCUGUGGGUUUUGUAAGACACCCUGGUCUGGCCUCAUCUCGAUGAUCUCUCUCCACUCAGAUAAUCAGCAUAUCCAGAAUCUCAGUAGUGAGAGGUCUAGAAAAAGUCUGAAGCGGGACUGGUGCCCCCCAAAGUAUGCUGUAAGGAGCUCACAUCAGCCUAAUUGCCUCAUUUUCUGUGUGAUCCUUUGAUACGCUGCAACAGGCUGACUGAAGGAGCUGUCUGCUGUUAUUUUACUGGUUUUCAUCUUCUGUAACUUAACUAUUUUGUGCAGCUGACAGGAGGAAGAAGUUUCAUGGCUGUCUUUGGAUAUGCACUUGCAGAUUAGAUUUGAGGCCUUAGAGCAGAUGAGGAGGAAUGAUUUGUUGAGGAGCCCUCUUGGCCUAACUGGCAGAUUGUAAACAAUACCACCAGAAGAAACACUCCCUUCUGCAUGGCAUGGAGGCACUCACCUGCAGAGGAGGCUUUCUGGCUGACGUCAUUUGGUUUUCAGGGACUCAGAUCUAGGAUGUUGCAGGAAUCACGAGGUUUUUUUGACCCUCAGACUGUUACCCAUUGUCUGCACAUCUGUAUGGACACUGGCGAUAGUAUUGAGGGAGGCCUUGCCUGGGAGCCCAGGGACUAGGGAGAAAGGCACUGGACACCCAGUGAUGUUGCCCUGGAUCCUGCCAGUUAAGGAAGAAGGCUUGAUUAAGGAUUUUGUCUUCUAAGAGUGACUCCCGUUUGAAGCACUUACUGCAGAGAGCGCCUGAGUAUUGUCCAGAAUCAAUGAGAGAAGUGUGGGGUUGUAUAAAUUCUUCUUUGCCAGGAGUUUUGAAGAAGUCUGAUGGGUGGGUUGGCUUAGGCUGCUGUGAGCUGGCUAUUGCUGUGGAGUGUCGGCAAGCGUGUAAGCAGGCUUCUGCAAAAAAUGAUGUUUUAAAGGUCUGCAGGAAGGAAUACGAGAAUGCCCUCUUUAGUUGUAUUAACAGAAAUGAAAUGGGGUCAGUCUGUUGCAGUUACGCAGGUCACCAUACAAACUGCCGGGAAUAUUGCCAAGCAAUUUUUCGGACAGACUCCUCUCCUGGUCCAUCACAAAUCAAAGCAGUUGAAAAUUACUGUGCAUCUAUCAGCCCUCAGCUUAUACACUGCGUGAAUAACUACACACAGUCAUACCCAAUGAGAAACCCUACAGACAGUUUGUAUUGCUGUGAUAGAGCAGAAGACUAUGCGUGUCAGACUGCUUGUAAAAGAAUUCUAAUGUCAAUGAAAACAGAGCUUGAAAUUGUGGAUGGACUUAUAGAAGGCUGUAAAACCAUGCCUCUCCCUCAGGACCCACUUUGGCAAUGUUUUCUUGAGAGUUCAAGAUCUGUUCACCCCGGAGUCACUGUGCACCCCCCACCUUCAACAGGCCUCGAUGGAGCUAAGCUCCAUUGCUGUUCUAAAGCAAAUUCUUCCACGUGUAGAGAGCUCUGCACUAAACUUUAUAGCACAAGCUGGGGCAAUUCACAGAGCUGGCAAGAAUUUGAUCGCUUUUGUGAGUAUAAUGCAGUUGAAGUUUCCAUGUUGACCUGUUUAGCAGAUGUACGAGAACCUUGUCAGCUGGGCUGUAGAAAUCUUACUUACUGCACUAAUUUUAAUAACAGACCAACAGAACUAUUUAGAAGCUGCAAUACUCAGUCAGACCAGGGAGCCAUGAAUGACAUGAAGCUAUGGGAAAAAGGGAGUAUUAAGAUGCCUUUCAUAAAUAUUCCUGUGCUCGAUAUUAAAAAAUGCCAACCAGAAAUGUGGAAGGCAAUUGCCUGCUCCCUGCAGAUUAAACCCUGUCACAGCAAAUCUAGAGGAAGUAUUAUCUGCAAAUCAGAUUGUGUGGAAAUACUGAAGAAAUGUGGAGAUCAUAAUAAAUUCCCUGAAGGCCACUCAGCUGAGAGUAUUUGUGAGCUCUUAUCUCCAACAGACGACUUGGAGAACUGUAUACCCUUGGAUACUUACCUGAGCCCAAGUUCUUUAGGCAACAUUGUAGAAGAUGUCACACAUCCAUGUAAUCCAAACCCAUGUGCAGCUAAUCAGCUGUGUGAAGUAAAUAGAAAAGGAUGUCAGUCUGGAGAGCUGUGUCUUCCAUAUUUGUGUGUGCCAGGCUGCAAACUGGGAGAAGCGUCCGAUUUUAUUGUCCGACAGGGUACACUUAUCCAAGUUCCAUCCUCAGCCGGUGAUGUUGGGUGUUACAAGAUUUGUACCUGUGGACACAGUGGCUUGCUGGAGAACUGUAUGGAAAUGCGUUGUGUUGACCUCCAGAAAUCAUGCAUUGUUGGAGGACAAAGGAAAAGCCAUGGAGCGUCCUUUAAUAUAGAUUGCAAUGUCUGUUCCUGUUUUGCUGGGAACUUGAUUUGUUCUACACGUCAGUGUCUAACUGAGCACAGCUCAGAGGAUGAACGUCGGAGGUUUACAGGUUUGCCCUGUAACUGUGUGGACCAGUUUGUCCCAGUCUGUGGCCAGAAUGGGCGCACGUAUCCCAGCGCGUGCAUAGCUCGCUGCGUUGGGCUCCAGGACAACCAGUUUGAAUUUGGAUCGUGUAUUUCCAAGGAUCCUUGCAACCCAAACCCUUGUAAUAAAAAUCAAAGGUGUAUACCAAAGAAACAAGUUUGCUUGACCAGUUUUGAGAAGUUUGAAUGCAGCCAGCAUGAAUGUGUGCCAAGGCAGUUAAAUUGUGACCAGACACGGGAUCCUGUUUGUGACACAGACAAUGUGGAAUACACUAACUUGUGUACUUUGUACCAAAAAGGAAAAAGUUUGGCAUACCGAGGACCAUGCCAGCCCUUCUGCAGGUCGCUGGAGCCCGUGUGCGGGCACAACGGGGAGACCUACGGCAGCGUCUGUGCCGCCUACACCGACCGCGUGGCCGUGGACUACCAGGGGCCCUGCCAGGCCGUGGGCGCGCUCUCUGACCACAGCUUCCACGCCGAGUGCGCCUUCGUCAGGUGUCCCCAGCUCCCUGCCAGCGGCUGCAAACCCGUCCUCGCGCCAGGAGCCUGCUGUCCACUAUGUGCUGGAAUGCUGAGAAUCUUAUAUGACAAAGACAAGCUGGAUAAUUUUGCAAGGGUAACAAAUAAAAAGCCGAUAACGGUACUUGACAUACUUGAAAAAAUCCGCCUGCAUGUGUCAGUGCCACAGUGUGAUGUGUUUGGAUACUUAAGCAUAGAAUCCGAAAUUGUGAUUCUCAUCAUUCCUGUGGAUCAGAACCCCAAACCACUGCAGAUUGAAGCCUGCAAUAAAGAGGCAGAAAAGAUCGAGUCUCUGAUCAAUUCGGACAGCCCAACAUUAGCGUCACACGUGCCACUGUCAGCCCUAAUUGCAUCUCAAGUACAAGUUUCAUUUAGCAUUUCCUCUGCCUCUGCUCAAGUGGUGCCUGCUCUGCACUCCCUGUUCAUAAGCCUUCUCUUCACCUUGUCAUCAGCAUUGAGAUACUGCAUAUAACUGCUUGGGAACUAAGCACGAGCAUUGUGGCAUUUGUAUUGUGAAGGACAUUUGGAGUUGUUCACUGAACCAGAAAAUGAAACACAUGCAAGAUUUGAUGAACUUACAUUUUUCAUUGGAGGACUAAAAGUAUUUGAAUAAUGUGAAAAGAUUAUUAUCUUAUUCAUAACUAGUCAGAUGACUGUUUCAGCACAAUUAGAUUGUUUUCCAUGGAUCUUGGAAACAUAAAUAUGCUCUGGAAGGUUCUGACAUUAUGGAUUUUGAGGAGAAGGGAUCUUACAGGGUUUUUUCAGCCAUGAACUAAACAGUGUUUUGAGUUUACUGAAGAAUGCUGAUUUUAUAUUAUUCAGAUGCAUAUCAGUGACAAAGAAAGCAUGCACCUAUUUUAAACAUCAUUUUUGGAAGAAACAGAUUGCUGCUACUUAAUUACCUUACCAAAAAUUUAAGAGUUUAUUCUCAUGUAAAUAUGCUUUCAUAUUUUAUUAUGAAGAAAACUAACUAGCCUUGGGCCUGUUUCAGUAGAUAGCUUUCCUUGGACUGGUGAAGACUUGCAGGACUUUGGGCUCACUGCUUGUAAAAUGACAAUCAAGCUCUAUGCUAGUACCUGACUUCAGUGAAGAAAUGUGUUCUUUUUAUAGUUUUGUACAUUUCAGAAUCUCAUAUUGGAUGCAAAAUAUAAAGAAUCUCAGUAUCUAUAUUUAAGUGCCAUUUAAAAUAUUGCAGUAUUUGCAUGUUAUCUAAUGAAAUUUAUACUUUAAAUGUUUAUACAAACAGUAUGUUUUAUUACUUAUUGUAUAUUAUGCACCUGACUUUACUCUACAUGAAGUAUUUUAUAUCAGUAUUAUGAUAGCCAAGUUUUGAAGUAUAUACAGAAAAACUUAUUUUUGCCAAAAUGCUGAACUUUGAAAGAAAGCACUGAAAACAUUUUUGAACAUGUAUGUCAUAGCAUGUUUGUAGCAAUUAUUUUCUGCUAAAUCUUUUAAAUGCAAAAGCAUUAAAGCUUUUUAUUUUAAUAAA